CAUACAUUUUAAGCCGCUAUGACAUAGUGUGUUGUCUCAAUAUCGCAAAAUCAUAACAACGGCACGCUCGUCCUAUCACCCGUUGGCAAGCCAUACAGUACGGCGUAAGCCAUCACCCGAAGCCAUGUCUACAUUGAAGUAACAUACUCAACAAUCAACGGUCCCCAAAUUUCAAUCUUCGUCCAAAACACUUGUAUAAUUAUAACUACACGUUGAGAAGAUGAUGAAGUUUCGCAGGUUUUACAAUGGCGCUCAAACCCUCUACUUCACCCACCAUUUUCGCCAUUUACAACUCUAUUCAAGUUCAACGUCAAACAACCCUAAAUUUGUCAAUUAUUUGGUGGAAGCUAUAGGGUUUUCCAACAAAGAAGCUCUCUCUGCUUCUAACAAGCUAGCUCAUAGUCGUCAAAUUCGAGGUUUGUCUUCUAGAAGAUUUCAACCGUAUGAGCUUUUUCUGAGAGAUUUCAUUGGUUUACGGUCUAAUGGGAUCGGGUGGAGGAGAGACGGAAUUGGACUGCAUUUGCAACCAUAUCGGUUUUACUAGUCUUUCAGCAAAUGUAAAAAGUUAAAUCAUAGUUGAAUUAAUUCAGCAAAUGUAAAAACUGCUUUUGGUUACCGAAAGGAAGAGUUUGGUGAUAGGGAAGGUUGAGGGAACAAAAGAGUUGAAAUUGCAAGUUUGGUGAUAGGGAAGGUUGA
Molecule: messenger RNA, 696 nt
Organism: Amaranthus tricolor (Joseph's coat)
Lineage: Eukaryota; Viridiplantae; Streptophyta; Magnoliopsida; Caryophyllales; Amaranthaceae
Exons: 2
Coding region: 221-544 (107 amino acids)
Source: RefSeq, a predicted model, not a curated record